Eupeodes corollae is the source of this 3227-nucleotide messenger RNA. It is a transcript of the gene homer, whose product is annotated as homer protein homolog 2. Gene Ontology annotation, biological process: G protein-coupled glutamate receptor signaling pathway; regulation of store-operated calcium entry. Gene Ontology annotation, cellular component: dendrite; cytoplasm; plasma membrane. Gene Ontology annotation, molecular function: G protein-coupled glutamate receptor binding. The record is from RefSeq and is a predicted model, not a curated record. NCBI's taxonomy places the organism in Eukaryota, Metazoa, Arthropoda, Insecta, Diptera, Syrphidae. The transcript is spliced from 8 exons. The coding region runs from base 169 to 1308 and encodes 379 amino acids.
UCCAACAAAAAACUUCGAUUCUGCUAAAUUGAAGGAUGUGGUGUGAUUUUGAGAAAUAAAAAUAAUUGUAAUUUGUAAAAGCCAAAUAAUAACCAAUCGCUUGCAAUUUAUUAAAUCAAUAUCAAGUUAUUAAUCAAAUAAUUAAACCUUUGUCAAAAUAGAGAAAAUAUGGGGGAACAACCAAUUUUUACAUGUCAAGCUCAUGUCUUUCACAUUGAUCCAAAAACGAAAAGAACAUGGAUCACGGCCAGCAUGAAAGCAGUGGCAGUGAGUUUCUUCUACGAUUCUACACGAAAUCUUUAUCGAAUAAUAAGUGUAGAAGGAAGCAAAGCAGUUAUUAAUUCUACGAUAACUCCCAACAUGACAUUUACACAAACUUCCCAGAAGUUUGGUCAAUGGAGUGACGUCCGUGCUAAUACAGUCUAUGGGUUAGGUUUUGCAUCAGAAGCAGAGCUAACAAAGUUUGUGGAAAAGUUUCAAGAAGUAAAAGAAGCUACUAAGAACGCUAUGGCAAAGUCAUCUGCAAAUGGAAGUGCUGCAGCAACUCCAACAACAUCGGCAAAUACUUCACCGGUUACGUCUCGUAGUGGUAUUAUGCAAAAUGACAAUGCUCCCAUGAUGGAGCACACGGUGGAGCCACCAAAUCUAUCGAAUACAAAUACCCAGAAUGCCAAUCCCGACAGUCCUUCGCAUAAAAUAAUUCAAAGUAGCAAUAUUAACACGAAUGAUAUCAAACCUCCCAGUACCCAACUUGUGGGCGUAGGCGAUAUUGUGGGUGGUCAUAGUGGUGGUCCUGGUGGUGGAGGUGAACAGCAGUUGAAGUAUGAAAACGAGAGACUUAAAAUGGCCUUGGCUCAGAGUUGCGCCAAUGCGAAAAAAUGGGAAAUUGAACUUGCUACUUUGAAAAACAACAAUAUACGUCUAACCAGUGCACUGCAGGAAUCGACAGCAAAUGUGGAUGAAUGGAAACGACAACUUCACACUUACAAAGAAGAAAAUAUCCGGCUUAAACGAGAAAUGGAAUCCACUAGACAAGGUGCAGCACCUGUUCCAGGUGGAAACGAAAUAGCCGAAGACCUUCGUAGAGAGAUAAGUCUACUCAAGGGACGAAUAGAGUCAUUGGAAAAAGAAUUAAUGAAUCAAGAAAUCGAACUUAAGGCAGCCAAUCGAAGUUUACUUGAUAAAAGCAGCGAACAAACUAUGGCCAAACUUGGUGAGCUUAAUCAAAUGUUUGCUAAACAUCUAUCAGAUCUUCUAGAUGUUCAAAAAGAUAUGGAUAAAUUAAUUGUACCUGCAAAGAGUACUUGAGACAUGCAUUUAAACUUGCUUGAUAAGUUCUCUGAAUCUGAUCAAAUGGCAUCAAUGGAAAUUAAUAUUCAUAAAGGAAGUGGUAACUUCCCAGCUAUAGAAACUGAAAAUACACUCUCGAACGUAACAUCAAUACAAUCUCAAUUGCAAUCGUUAUAUGAUUGCAAUGAUACAUCAAAAAAUUGCUACAAAUACAAUAAUUAUAAAAACAUUAAUAUAAACAGUUCGACAGAAAAACUUUUGAAAAUGCAUGCAAGUAACAUUAACGAGAAUAAUUCAAAUCCUUCUCAUCUUAAUUUAAAUAAAUCCUUCGAUGACACUAACAUUUCUGUUGGCGGCGGUGGUGGUAGCUCAAAUAAUAUUAAGAUGACUCUAGAGACUCAAUACCAUCAGAAAAAUCAAAAUCCAGAAUUGGAAACUAAAACAAAAACGAUGUUAUCCGAAUUGAAAAAGAAUCUUUCGCCUCUAAUGGCAACAAAAAAAUAUGCUAAGGAGAUGACUAAGGAACAACCUGAAGUUGGUGGUCAAGUUGCUUCAGAUAUAGCAAAUACUUCAGGACUUAAUAAUGCUAAAACGGCCACAAUACUUGUAUCGAAGUCAAAAACUAAAACAGGACUUCCUUUGUUGUUAAAGAACUCAAUAAACUAGUAACAUUCAUUUUUAUACCAGAAUUUGAAAUUAUUUUGCUUGGUAGACAAAAAUAAAAAACAAAUAUCUAAAUAUAUCAUCUUGUGAAACUACAUAACGCAAAAUCAGCUCAACUUUUCAAUACUUUCCCAUUGGCACAAUCAUGACUACAAAAAAAUCGCAUUUAUCGUUAAUAAACAAAAAAAAGAAAACCUAUACGUUUAUUCUUUGAAGUUAAACUGCUCAAUUUUACACUAUUCAAACCUUCCUUUUUAGAGUUUUGUUUUCGUUUCUUUUUAUAUUUAUACAAAAUCUGAUACAGUGAAGUUUUGCUCUUCAAUGGAUAUUCAUAUAAUAAUAAUAUAAAAAAGGUCAAAUGCUAGAACAUUAUGUAAAUACAAAUCUGACUAAAAUUGCAAUCCGUAUUAGAAUAUAAACAAAAUAAUUUAACACAAAUGAAACUGCAAUAUGCGUUUUAAAAUGGAACGAAUUAAAGUGUAAAACAUAGUUAUAUAAGUUAAUAAAUUAUUUAUUCUAGGCCUAGUUUUUAAUUGAAAAACAUUAUUAUAUUACAACCACAAAAUAUUACCUACGAAUGUUAAGUUUUGAUUAAUGACAAUUUAUUUGCAGAAAAAUAAAGAAAAUUAAUCUUAAAUAAUCUAUUGUGUUUAAGUAAAAUGAAAAUGAAAACAAAAAAUAAAUGCUGGAAAAAUUAUUAACAUAAUAUAUGUAAUUUGAUAGUUAAAUAUUGAUACAUUUAAAAUAUAUUAUAUAAAAUAUAAAAAUAUUCUUUUCUACUUUUAAUAUUGUGUGAGCAUUUUCAAGUAGACUUUUUGUAAAAUCUGAAAACAAAAAAAAAAACAAAGAAAAACAUAUAAAAGCGUUUUGUAUCCUAACCAUAAACCAUAAACCAUAAAUAUAAAGAAAAGACAACAACAAAAAAGUAAUAGCAAAUCAUUUUUAGAUAAACCUUAUUAUGUAUAUUUGAAAUGAUUUAUUAAAUUUAUGAAAGAAAUAAUAAUUAUUGCUCCUCCUACGUGUUUUCAUAGGUUUUUGUUUUUCUCUUGGAUUAUUAAGUAUUUGUCAAAAAUAACGCUCUCCAAAAUGAGAGUUUAUUAAAACAAUACUAUGGAGUGAAAUAAUAACUACAUAAAUUUAUAUUAAAUAUUUUGAACAAAAAAAAAACAAAUCGUGUUAAAUGCAAUGAGCCAAUAAAUUAUAAAAAUAUGUACACUCAAAAGAAAAAUGUGUACCACUCAAAAGAAAUAAAUAAAAUUAUUUAAAUAAAAUUA